Messenger RNA from Strongylocentrotus purpuratus (purple sea urchin), 448 nucleotides. RefSeq lists its product as uncharacterized. The transcript is spliced from 3 exons. The record is from RefSeq and is a predicted model, not a curated record. Gene Ontology annotation, biological process: netrin-activated signaling pathway. The coding region runs from base 80 to 448 and encodes 122 amino acids. Gene Ontology annotation, cellular component: membrane. Gene Ontology annotation, molecular function: netrin receptor activity. NCBI's taxonomy places the organism in Eukaryota, Metazoa, Echinodermata, Echinoidea, Camarodonta, Strongylocentrotidae.
AGUCUCAGGAAAAGAUCUAUAUUCUAAGUCCAUUAUUGACUGAUUGUAUCUUACAGAUGAGCUUGUUGAAGCCAGCGCAAUGGUCCAAGUUGAUGAAGAACAGACAGACACCCAGAACACUGAGGAAGAAGGAAAGGAGGAUGAAGGUGAAGAAGAGAAAGAAAAGAAGGAGGAAACAGAGGAUUACAUUGCCAGAGAAAGCCUGCCCCGUGAAACAGUACCAUCUGUAGUAAAUGACAAACCAAUCAAGAUGGAAUGUUGUAAGAGAGUUGGAGUUGAAGGUGGCAAACUUCAGCUAGAUUCCUUUGGGAUUGAACUUGAUAUCCCUCCGGGUGCAAUUGACAGCACAGCGCCACAAGGCAUUUCUCUUCGUGUCCUGACAGAUACUCCAAAUCUUAGCCACAGCAAAGCCGAGGUGUCAGUCUGCUUUGGUGUACAUUACCAGUGA